CUAAGACACGGGACAAACCCAGGAGAGGCGCCGGGAGAGAUACGCCGACGGCACCCUCCCGAUGACCACUUUGUGUCGUCAUUAGGGGUCUGUCGAGGGCCAAUUUUUGUAGCCCCCUCUCCCGGCAGAUCACCCCCGCUGCUCUCGUUGGCGUACCCCAUCGACUUCUGGAAGAGGCCAUCGACAGUUUACACAAGCCUCGUUGUUCUGGACCUGGACGGCCUGAAUUCCAAAAGUUGUGCCCCUGGCUCUGGUUGGCCUGCAUCAACGUCAUCGUUACCGUACAUCGUUCUGUCUUGUCAGCGUCAGCAGGGUGCCAGCUCACACAAGCCUGAUCAUAGCUGCAGUAUCUCCGUCUGCGCCAUCAUCAUCGACAGCACAGAGGAAGGAUCUGCGACGCUGUGGAAUUUUCCUUCGUUGCCGAUCGAAUCGUCUUGAACUGAAUGAACACUGUGUUUCCUUCGAGAGCUGUAGGGACGGGGCUGGCUCACCUGGUGCUGGUGUUUCAGACACUCUUUGCUGUGGCAGUAACGGCAACGGCACUGGGUGGACCCUCGGGGGAACUAACUAACUCCACGCUCUACACCCUGUGCCGCAACUCGGAUUUGUAUGACCUGUUGGAUACGAUCGUCAACUACGAGGCCCGGUUCAACCACCGAUACCACUACGACUGGGUGUUUCUCAACGACAACCCCUUUGACGACAACUUCAAGCUCUUGGUGUCCAACGCGGUCUCCGGAACGGCCCGCUUUGGACUCAUCUCGGAGGAGAUGUGGGAGAUCCCGGAGUCUGUCGACAGACACGUCAUGGAAGCCAACAUCGCCCGUGUGAUGGCGGACCCAGAGGGCCCCUACCCAUACGCAGACUCGCUCAGCUACAGGAAGAUGUGUAGAUUCGAGUCCGGCUUCUUCCAAUGGCACCCCCUCUUGCUCGAAUACGACUACUUCUGGCGCGUUGAGCCCGGAGUCAAGCUGCAUUGCGACAUCCCCUACGACAUCUUCAGGCACAUGGUCGACAACAACUUCCGCUACGGGUUCACCAUUUCAAUGCUAGAGUACUCGAAGACCAUUCCGACACUCUUCAAUUCCCUGUGGGAGGUUUUGGACCGAUCCUGCCAGUUGGAGCUUUUGAACUCCGACGAAAACUACUCCAACUACAUUCUCAACGUAGACUCGAACUCGUACAGUCUUUGCCACUUCUGGACCAAUUUCGAAAUCGGGGACCUCAACACAUUCAGAUCCAAAGAAUACAGCUAUCUUUUCAACGAGCUCGACAAGUACAAUGGCUUUUUCUACGAGCGAUGGGGUGAUGCUCCCGUCCGUACGCUCAUCCUUUCCUUGAUCCUAAAAUACCCACAGAUAACAAGAUUCAAGGAUCUCGGCUAUCAGCACGAUCCGUAUCUCCAGUGUCCUCAGGAUCUCACCAUUAGAGCUGCCAACAGGUGUUCAUGCGAUACCAAGUUGGACAUCACCAACAAAUGGUUCAGUUGCUCUUGGUAUAACAAAAGACGUGACGGUGUCAGGAGGUUGAUUCCCAAGAAGCCCAGUCUCCAACUUGCAUUUGAUUUUGCACCAGCACUAGCACCAUCAUCAUCAUCAUCAUCAUCAUCAUCAUCACCAUGAUUAUUAGCAUAAACCUUGCAUAAACAUAUGUAUGUUCCUCAAAAGAGGAACUAUAGCAUCUCCCGAGGAGACCAAAAGCAUUACUAUUGAACUAGCAAAAGUUCCUGUGUCUGCAAAGCUCUUGCUUUCUCAUAUAUACCAAUUCAUAUUCUUUUUAGAUAAUAUCAAUAGUAUCUCUUACUAGACCGUAC
Pichia membranifaciens NRRL Y-2026 is the source of this 1813-nucleotide messenger RNA. RefSeq lists its product as hypothetical. Gene Ontology annotation, molecular function: alpha-1,2-mannosyltransferase activity. The transcript has a single exon. Gene Ontology annotation, biological process: protein N-linked glycosylation; protein O-linked glycosylation; cell wall mannoprotein biosynthetic process. Gene Ontology annotation, cellular component: Golgi apparatus; membrane. The record is from RefSeq and is a predicted model, not a curated record. Bases 444 to 1622 code for a protein of 392 amino acids. Lineage: Eukaryota; Fungi; Ascomycota; Pichiomycetes; Pichiales; Pichiaceae.